Molecule: messenger RNA, 2556 nt
Organism: Cryptotermes secundus
Lineage: Eukaryota; Metazoa; Arthropoda; Insecta; Blattodea; Kalotermitidae
Product: meteorin-like protein
Exons: 4
Coding region: 1175-2200 (341 amino acids)
Molecular function (GO): hormone activity
Source: RefSeq, a predicted model, not a curated record
UAGGGAGGCGGGGUCAGUGUGUAAUGAUGGUCCAGCGGAGUGACUUGAGGCUUGAGUUGCCUGUAAGGUUGCAUCUAAAACAGUUUGGUUUGGGACAGUCGGGGCGAGUCAAGGGGUUUAGGAGGGGCUAGCAAGUGUAUAUACUGUAAUGGUUGACUGCUAACACUGUUGUUGUGUCACGUUAUUACUAGUGUUUGUGUCUGUUCACUGAAGAUCUGAAACGUGCAGUGUUUUAUUACUCUUUUAUGCAUUAGCGUGAGUUUAAGGGAGAGUGGAUGUUUGCGAAAAAUAACUUGAGCGAAUGUGUGGACUGACAUGUUGGAACACUGUGACCAAACGGCCAACACUAAACGUUCAGCGCUCGCGUUACAACUGUACAUAGUUCUCGCUAAUUUUUUUUCAUGGACGAAGAGUAUUGAAAAUGUGUUAUAUUUUGGCGUGUUUAUAUUGCCGACAGUGAUCCAGUGCACAGUUUAGUUCUGUUCGUAAUCAUAAAUAUUUUUACAGAGGUUAGAAAUGAAUGCCCCAUUUGACAUUUCUGUAAAUGUUCUUUUCACAGUUUGGCGGAUUUAACCAUCUGCGUAACUGUAUAUCACAAGUAGCCUUAUAUACUUAAAGUCACCAUAAAAAGUGCUGUCUUUUUAGUAAUAGUAACUUACAGAAGCGUUAUUAGUUCCCAUGAACAUGAAUAUAUCUUGAACCCAUACAUCCGGGACAUGUGUAUAUGUUUUAAAAUAUGUAAAUGAACACAAUUUUAUUAUGACCUUCGUGUUGUGCACAAACAUACAUGGCUCUACCAUUAUAUUCACAGCGCCUGGAGGAAAUCUCCACUUCUUCACGCUUCGCAUAUGGUUUCAAGACAUUUACUCGUACAUAUAAUCCACAUUCCUUUCGUCGAUAAAGAACUCGCCCCUGGUUUCGUUAUAGACUUUCCACUUCGGAGUUAAAUGGGGAAUGUACAGUCUCGUAGACCGAUUCAUUUUCGUUCGUUCAUGGAACUGUCAAACCAAAAGGAAAUGUUGCAACAAGGAAACUGGACAAUAUAAGAGAGUGAUUAAGUAUGUUCGCUGCCUGGGGCGCGUUAUCUUGUGUCUAUAUGUCUGAAGACAGUAACACCAUGUUAACGAUAUAUCGAUCUGUGUUGGUUUAUCGAAGGUGAAGUCGUUUUAUAAAAAUGAAGUUUCCGUUUCGAUUAAAAGACAUAUUUGUCAGUUGCUUGGUAACAGUACUUAUGGUUAAUUUGAGAGCAAACUGCCGUCUCAUUGGCUCAACCAUCUCCCUUGGCGAUGGAUGCGACUGGUCGGGAAGCGGUUUGUCGGUCUCCGCUGCAGACGAGAUCUCUGGUCGCGGGGUAACACCGGUGUAUCUCAGGUGCUCUCAGGGACACCUGGAAUGGUUGUACCCUCGAGGAGCCCUGAGAGUUCUGCUUAGAUUGGGAGCCUCAGGUCGUGACUUCCGAGGCUGCAUAAAGGCGUCCGGAAUAUUUUCGGGUGCUCACAUUUUCCUGGAAGGCCCUCGAUCACUCCUGCCUCUGUAUCCUGCCCUGCAGGAUAAUGACGGUUCUCUGCAGAUGGCCAGGUGUUUCCAGAGCCGCGAUGGGCAGGCUGCACUUUACGUUGAGGCCAUCUCUUCCAGGGGAGUCCUACAGAGACAAGUGGUGGCUUUCUCUUACCAUCUGCAGCCAUUGCCGAGGGGCAGAUCGUACUACGAUCCUGAAGAAGACUGUCGGCCGUGUUCCCCUGAGGAGAUGAUCAGACUGUACUGUACCAGUGACUUCGUUGCACGUGGAAUCAUCAUUGGGGUGUUCAACAACGAAGUUCUAGCCAGAAGCGAAGUGUCAACUCGAGUCACCGCGGUGUAUCGCCAGCUUCAGCCGGUAUUCAGGCUUCGCAACGUAACGCUUCAAACAGAACACAGUGAUUUAGAGACGUUCUCAUUCGUAACAAAUGCGCUUGUUGAUUCUUCUUCCUCGACAGGCGGGAACACAACCCAGAACUCCUACAUGCACAGGUAUCUAUAUGGCACCUUAUAUGUUCCUAUUCACUGUGGCGCGAAACACGGACCAGGUGAAUUUAUCUUCAUGGGAAGAUUUAUUCUAGACGAUCCAGUGCUUACGUGUGCCCCUAGAAUAGAGGAUUGGCUACAGGCUCGAAGAAUGGCAGCUCAAGAUGGCAGUGUACAGUGUUUGCUAGAGACAUGACGUCAGUCUGCGCGUGGUCUUAAAUUCAUAGUUCCUCAAGUAUAUUUCGUCCUGGUUCUGACGCAAGCAACGCCACGAAAACUUACCAAGGAACGCUACUGUAAUUAAGUGUUCGGUUACUAGAGGGCCCCCUUCAUGCGGAAUGUUAACUGCAGAUAGAGAAGGAAGGAUUAGAAUGUUGUUUCGUGGAGUUCAGAAUUCCUGCACAUCCUACCCCAAGACGUUAAGACUUAUCUAGUGAGAAAUAUUAUUACUCAUGUUUUAGGGGAACGACGACACUUUGCUUAAAAUUAUUUUGGACUUCUUUCAUUGUCCAAGUUUUUUUUUAACCAUUACGUUACGAAAAAUUGACCGCC